AAUCAAAACCCCACAUUCUACCAAAGUGUAUUAAAAUCUCUUAUUACAAUCUCUCAUCCAAACCACUCACAUAUUCAGUAUUUUACAUUGGUGUGCUGGACUUGGGCCUAACCCGAAUCUUAGGUAGGAAUGAUUUUUUUUUUUUUGGAGGUGGAACUUGGAAGGAAUUUCUUUGGCGAUACGAAACCCCACAACGUGGCGCCCAUGCCGUUUGACCAAGUCUGAUUAAACUAUUAACUAUGCCUAUCCUCUACCACUCCCAUCAUUAUCCACCUAAUUAUAUUUCUAACUCUCAAUUAGACGGCGACAAUCAUAAUCCCCAACCUUUUCUUUAUUCAUUUUUUUUCAUCUCUUCCACACCACUACUCAUCAUUUGACUAUCGCGGUUUGAUUUUUCUCAGUUUUCCACAAACAUUUUGCAUAAGAAAAACUGCAGAACACUAUGUGAAUACUUGCAUAAUUUUCCACUUGAUAGAUUUAUACCAGUCAAACACUUAGCUAGGGUGCGUUUGGAUAAGUGUAUUUUAAAUGUAAGAUAUUUGAAAUACUAACAUUUGAAAUGGAUGUAUUUGAAGUAUUAGCAUUUGAAAUAUAUGUAAUUCAAAUUCAUUGUUUGGAUACUCAUUUGUAAUUUGUUUGUAUUUUUGUAUUUAUGAUUUUCAAUUUCAAUUUUUAAUUUUCUGGUCACUUACUACAAAUUUUGGUAAAUUACAGUUUGGUACCCAAAAUUAUUUUUUCUUACAAUUUAGUACCUAAACUUCUAAAAUUUUACAAAAAGGUCCUGAAAUUUUGAUGGUAAAAUUACAUUUUGGUACCUUUAUAUGUUUUGCCUCACACUAUAGUACCUAAACUUUUCAUAUUUUACAAAUAGGUCCAUUCUUUUGUUAGGAGGUAUUUCAAAUCACUAGUUGUUGAAAUGUAUUUGAAGUUGACAAAAAAUACACUAGACAUGUAUUUGGAAAUCACCCCAUGAAUUUGACACUAAUCCAAAUACCAAAUGUAAUUAAUAUCCAAACACAUGAUUUGGUAUUUGAAAAUCCAAAUCACAAAUACCAAAUCCAAAUCCUAGUAUCCAAACGCACCCUAAAUGAAUUCACCCAAAAAUGGCGAAACAGUGAAGAACACGUAGCUGAUUGAUUAUCAAGAAGAACUACUCCAGCCCACAGCGGGGCCACAGCUGGCCCGGCGACUCUCUCUGUUGGUCCAUUCCCAUAUUCAAUUUUUCUGCCGUAGACUUUGUGACAUCAAUCACACCUUUAUUGUUCGUCCCAAGAAGACACUUAAUAAUUCGUCGUCGUCGAUUUGUGGCAAACGGACACUCAAUCGUUGGUCCCGCCAUGAAUUCUUGCUCACCUCCUCUUCUCUUCCUCCUGCUUCUACCAGUAAUACUUUCACCUCUCGCGACCGCUCAGCAGCCCGAGUUCAUCGUCAAAGUCUGCUCCGACGCCGGGAACUACACCGCCGGCAGUGCCUACCGGCGGAACCUGAACACCGUCCUCUCCUCGCUCGCCUCCGACGACCGAACCACCACAGGGUUCUACAACGCCUCGUCGGGCCAACCCCCGGACCGGGCCGACGCUAUCGGGCUCUGCCGCGGCGACGUCGGGCUGGGCGACUGCCGGAGCUGCAUCGCCAACGCCACGGGCCGGAUCCUCCUGGACUGCCCGGCCCAAAAGGAGGCGGUCGGGUACUACGACUUCUGCAUACUCCGGUUCGCGAACCGGUCCAUCUACGGCGUCCGGGCCCAGAACGCGGUUACCUAUUUCUUGAGCAACAACAACAACGCGUCCGACCCGGCCCAGUUCAACACCGCCUUGGAGAGGCUGCUGAGGCGGCUCCGCGGCCAGGCGGCGGCGGGGACCUCCGUGAAGAAAUUCGCCACGGGGACGGAGCGGGAGGGGUUCGUCACCAUCUACGGGCUCGCGCAGUGCAGCCCCGAUUUAUCGGGGACGCUCUGCGACGACUGCCUCGUCGAGGCCAUCGGGCAGGUCCCGAAUUGCUGCGGCGGGAGAGUCGGAGGACAGAUCUUGAAACCUGAUUGCCAGGUGAGGUUCGAGACUUCUCGAUUUUAUACCGAAUCGCCGCCGCCACCGCCACCGCCGCCACCGCCACAGUCUCUGUCUCCACCGCCGAGACCACCGGCUACUUCCCCGCUGCCACCUCCGGAUGGAGGCGGAGGAAGUAAGAAUUGGGGUAGGAUUAUAGCUAUUGUGAUUCCGAUCGUUGGCGCCGCCGUGAUCGGCUUCAUCUUCAUCUUGUGCUGCCGCCGGAGACUGAAGAAGUCGAGACUCCCGAACCAGAGGUCAAGCCAUCUCGACGCAACUGCCGACGAAAUCAGCAGUGAAGGAUGGUUGCAAUACGAUUUCGAAACGAUUCAAGCCGUGACAAACGAUUUCGCCUACCAAAACAAGCUCGGAGAAGGUGGAUUCGGAGUCGUCUACAAGGGGGUGUUGUCGAGUGGUGAAGAAGUAGCUGUGAAGAGACUGGGAAAAGAUUCAGGACAAGGUGAUUUAGAGUUCAAGAAUGAAGUCAAGCUGGUGGCAAAGCUUCAACACAGGAAUCUCGUCAGGCUUCUUGGAUUCUGCUUGGAAGGGAGAGAGAGGCUACUUGUCUACGAGUUCGUUCCCAAUGCUAGUCUCGACCAAUUCCUCUUUGAUCCGGAUAAACGAGCGCGUUUGAACUGGGAGAGACGAUAUAAGAUAAUCGCUGGCAUAGCACGAGGAAUGGUCUACCUUCAUGAGGAUUCUCGGUUAAGGAUCGUCCACCGAGACCUCAAAGCCAGCAAUAUUUUGUUGGAUGCCGAGAUGAACCCGAAAAUCGCAGAUUUCGGGAUGGCGAGGUUGUUUGAUAUGGACGAGACUCAGGCAAAUACGAACAGAAUUGUCGGGACCUAUGGAUACAUGGCUCCGGAGUAUGCAAUGCAUGGGCAAUUCUCGAUGAAGUCGGACGUGUUUAGUUUUGGAGUGCUCGUUUUGGAGAUUGUGAGCGGGCAGAAGAAUAGUUACCUCCAAGGUGGCUCGAGCAUGGAGGAUCUCUUGAGUUAUGCAUGGAAGAACUGGAGGAACGGGACAUACACGAGCCUGGUAGAUCCGUCUCUGGGGAACAAUGUCUCGGGCACAGAGAUCGCGAGGUGCAUCCACAUCGGGCUGCUGUGCGUGCAGGAGAACGUGAACGACAGGCCGACAAUGGCCACCGUGGCUCUGAUGCUGACGAGCCAUUCGAUGACUCUGCCUCUGCCUUCCAAGCCGGCGUUCUUCAUGAACACCGGCACCGGCGGGGAUUCUUCAUCGUGGGGAUACAGCAGCACUUCCAGGGAGGCAAUGGGUUCUUCUCCUUCUGUUGAAGCGCUUCCUUUGUCGAGAAAUGACGCUUCCAUAACUGAGCCGUAUCCUCGUUGAGAUGAAAAUGUGUAAUAUAUUGUUGGCUAUUGUUUUUGUAAAAUGUUAUAUAGUGCUUAACUCGCGGAUCAGUUGAGGAUUAGGGGGUUGAUUAACUUUUUUUUUUUUUGUUUGUUGAUAAGAAGGCGUUUGAUCAAUUUAAGUAUUGGCAAAACGAUGCCCUAAUAAUGGUAGAUUGGUAGUUCAUUUGUUUUAAAUAAAUAAUCAGGAUUCAU
Molecule: messenger RNA, 3613 nt
Organism: Linum trigynum
Lineage: Eukaryota; Viridiplantae; Streptophyta; Magnoliopsida; Malpighiales; Linaceae
Source: the annotation of a GenBank genome assembly